UCUUCUAAUUGCUCGGCUGAUGGACUCGAAGCCACGUCAAUUCAUUGGGGGUUGAGCGGUAGUACAAGGGUAAAGUUCGAGUACUAGAUACUGGAGUCAUCAUGGGUGACAUAGAUACAAAUUGUAUGACCCUCACGCGGUUUGUUUUGAAUGAGCAGCGAAAGAUUCCCGGUGCCAGUGGAGAUCUCACUCAGUUGCUAAAUGCUAUCUGUUGUGCUAUCAAAGCAGUAUCUUCAGCAGUAAGAAAAGCCGGACUUGCUCAAUUAUAUGGUAUUGCAGGUGAUACAAAUGUAUCUGGAGAUCAACAGCAGAAACUAGAUGUGAUGGCAAAUGAACUGUUUGUUAACAUGCUGAAGUCAUCUUGCACAACAUGUCUUUUGGUAUCUGAAGAGGAUGAAACAGUCAUCGAAGUGGAAACUGAAAGACAAGGAAAAUAUAUGGUUUUCUUUGAUCCACUAGAUGGUUCAUCAAACAUAGAAUGUUUAGCUGCUAUUGGCUCUAUUUUUGGAAUUUCAAAGAAGGAGCAUGAUGGACCACCAACUGUAGAAGAUGCUCUCCAGCCAGGAAGAAAUUUUGUGGCAGCAGGGUAUGCUCUGUUUGGAAGUGCAACAAUGGUGGUGAUAACAACUGGGCAUGGAGUCAAUGGAUUUACUCUCGAUCCAUCCAUAGGUGAAUUUGUUCUCACAAAUCCUGACAUUAAAAUGAAGCCACGUGGCAAGCCUAUCUACAGCAUAAAUGAAGGAAAUGCAUGCUUGUUUGAUGAAAGAGUCACUAAAUACUUAGAAUCCAUUAAAUUUCCAAAGGAUGGUAAAUCUCCUUAUGCAGCCCGUUAUGUUGGUUCAAUGGUGUCAGACAUGCACAGGACAUUAGUGUAUGGAGGAAUUUUCAUGUACCCUGGAAAUAAGAAGAACCCCCGAGGAAAGCUGCGCCUCCUGUAUGAAUGUGCACCAAUGGCAUAUAUCAUCGAACAAGCUGGUGGAAUGGCCUCAGACGGCAAACAACCAGUCCUAGAUAUUAAACCAAAGGAACUGCAUGAGAGAUGCCCUAUAUUCAUUGGAUCAGCGGAAGAUGUGAAAGAUUUCCUCAAGUUUAACUUAGCAUAGUGCCCUAUUUCUUACAUUUUCUUUGAGAAAUAAAGAGUAACAUGAUCUGAAUACAGUUACUGUUAGUAUUACUUCAGAUGUUAUGUCACUAGUGUUCUUCUGUAGUGUUAGUAGUUAGGCAACAGACUAUUUUAAAAUAAUUUCUUACUAAGGAUGGCUGUUUCAAACUAUUGUUAAUAAGCAACUAGGGUGCAUUAUAUUUAAUAUUUAACAGUGCCAAUAGAAAAGAGCAUUUUUGCCACCAGCCAUGGCAACAGAAGGUUGUGUCAUUUGUUUGUAAAUAAAAGCCUACCUAGCAAAUAUG
Stylophora pistillata is the source of this 1407-nucleotide messenger RNA. Its product is annotated as fructose-1,6-bisphosphatase 1. Lineage: Eukaryota; Metazoa; Cnidaria; Anthozoa; Scleractinia; Pocilloporidae. The record is from RefSeq and is a predicted model, not a curated record. Gene Ontology annotation, cellular component: cytoplasm; cytosol. Gene Ontology annotation, biological process: fructose metabolic process; gluconeogenesis; fructose 1,6-bisphosphate metabolic process. Gene Ontology annotation, molecular function: fructose 1,6-bisphosphate 1-phosphatase activity.